Messenger RNA from Salvelinus fontinalis (brook trout), 1280 nucleotides. Its product is annotated as ankyrin repeat domain-containing protein 61-like. Lineage: Eukaryota; Metazoa; Chordata; Actinopteri; Salmoniformes; Salmonidae. The coding region runs from base 1 to 1278 and encodes 425 amino acids. The transcript has 5 exons. Gene Ontology annotation, cellular component: T-tubule. The record is from RefSeq and is a predicted model, not a curated record. Gene Ontology annotation, molecular function: protein binding. Gene Ontology annotation, biological process: protein localization to T-tubule; regulation of cardiac muscle contraction.
AUGGAUACGAAGGUCAACUUUUCAGAUGCUGAAUUAUAUGACGCAAUCUUGAUAGAAGACCUGGCGCGUAUUAACGAUUUUAUCCAAAAACGGGGGUCCAACUUUUACAUCGAUUUAAGAACAACGGGACUUCUUCAUGAAAUCCUUUCAAAGGGCUUGGCAAUUCUCCCCCUCCACCUGGCUGCAUCUUACAGGAGAGUGAAGAGCCUUGAGAGCCUUCUCUCUGCCGGGGCAGACCCGGAGAUCAGGGACCAGCGAGGUCGCAACGCCCUGCACCUGGUGAUCACCCACUGGCCCACCAUCCUGGCCUCCUGGCCCAAGCCACGCACCAAGUUUGAGACGGCCAUGAUGUCCAUGCAGCACCGGGCCGAGGCCUGCCUCAGGGUGCUCUGCAACCACGGAGUCAACAUCAACGCAGAGGUGGACAGUGACGGCCGCCACACCGCGCUUCAUCUGGCCGUUCGCUACGGAGCCCUGCCCGCUAUCAGCAUCCUGGCGAGCCACGGCGCCAAAAUCAACACCAUCGACCACUUUGGGAUGAUGCCACUGCAUAUGGCUGCCGGGAUCCUCAAUACAGAAAUGACAGCCAGCCUGAUCAAGCUUGGGGCCGACGUCAACAAGGUGAUGAGUAAGUCAGGUAACAGCCCCCUCCACCUGGCUGCCCUGGCGGCGACCAACAAGCCAGUGAAGGCCCUGGGAGUGGACCUGGGCUGUAUCAUUGAGCUGCUGGAUCAGGGGGCUGACCCGAACACAGUGAACCAUGCCGGACGCACGGCCCUGCACGAGGCCUGUAACGGGGGCCACGAGGCCGUGGUGGUGCUCCUCCUGAAGUAUGGAGCGGACAUCAACCAGCUGACAACCGCAGGGGAAAACUGCCUCUUCCUGUACCUGGAUCAGAAGCUCAACCUGAGGCACACCUCUCUGCUGUGGAAGCUCCUCACCAUGACCUACCCCCUGACCAUCAGCAACAGAGAUGGCCACCUGCCCAGCUCUUUAAUGCUCCCAGAGUACUUUGACCAGCGGGACCAGCUACUGAACCUGUGUCAGCAGCCUAGGAGCCUCAUGGACAUAUGUAAGAUCCACAUCUACCAACGCUAUUGGAAGAGUCAUGGUAGAGAAUGCCUGAAGCAGGUACUACCAGACAGGGUGCAUGACUUUGUGUUUAACCAUUGGGAAAACGCAUGUGAUGUCAUGUUUGUUAAGGAGGGUGAUGACAUCCCACCUCGGUUCCCCCGCUUUCCCAAUAUGGAGGACUUCACCAUGCCUCAAGGAGUCUAACU